AUGUCUAGUUACACCGCACAAACUCCCAUCCUCGACCACUUUGUCAUCCUCGUGUCCCACAAAACCCUCUUGGGAAUUUCUGAACAUACCAAUGGCCAAUUUACCCUAGCACCAGGUGGAACUCACGCCGAUGGACUCACAACAAACAAGCUAAUUCUCCUUCCGGACGGCGUCUACCUAGAGCUCAUCGCCUUCUUCGACGACGCUGAUCCCGAAAAGCGCCGCCAGCAUCGUUGGGGCAACGAGAAAGAAGAUAGCAUUAUUGACUGGGCUUUCACAUUGCCCUCAGAGAACGACUUUGGCACGAUUCAACAGCGAGUCCGAGAAUCUGCCACCGGCUUCUUUUAUACAGACCCUAUCCCUGGUGGUCGCACAAAACCAGAUGGCACCGUCUUAAAAUGGGCAAUUUGUGCGCCAAAGGAUGACCAAGGGAACGGGGUGGCCCCAGGGACAAUGCCAUUUUGGUGUCUCGAUAGAACGCCCCGAGCAAAUCGUGUCCCUUAUGAGAAGGAGGCCCAUCUUACUCGACACCCUAACGGUGCGCAGGGCGUGUCUUCUGUGUUGAUCCAGAUUCCUGAUGGUGGAGAUGCGAAGCUGAAGGGAACAUACGAUGCGAUGUUUGGGGAUGCGUGGAAAUAUGCGGUUCCUUCCGGUUCGAAUGCUGGUCAUCAUUCGGUUUCUAUUUCUGGGGAAAAAGCAGCUAUUCAACUGGUAUUACAUGGAUCAAAGAGCGGACGCGUGGAACUUUUGCCAGGACUUUUGAUUGAUAUUGAAGAAUCUGCAUACUGA
Messenger RNA from Penicillium pulvis, 789 nucleotides. Its product is annotated as VOC family protein. NCBI's taxonomy places the organism in Eukaryota, Fungi, Ascomycota, Eurotiomycetes, Eurotiales, Aspergillaceae. The transcript has a single exon. The record is from RefSeq and is a predicted model, not a curated record. The coding region runs from base 1 to 789 and encodes 262 amino acids.